UUGAGUUGGGGAUCUUCACUCAACGGUGUACACUCCGCUUUCAUUUAACGGCUCAGAUCGUUCCAAGUUUUUAAUCGUAAGGCCAAUAUAUUUUAGAAUAUUUAUACCCACAAAGUUCAAAAAACCCUACUGACUGGAGCUCACCGGGUUUAAGGGGAAAAAAAAUCUUCAACACAAGAGAGGGUUAAAGAUGGCUUUGUUCAGUAGAAUUGGAAAUAUGCUUAAACAGAGUGUUAGCAGACACACGAACUUGGAACUGUGUGCCUCUAGAACCUCACUUUACCAGGCUAUAAGAAGCAUGUCUUCUUCAAAGCUUUUUGUUGGAGGUCUCUCAUAUGGCACUGAUGAAAUCUCUCUGCGUGAGGCAUUCUCCCAACAUGGUCAAGUGAUUGAAGCUAGAGUUAUUUUUGAUCGUGACACUGGCAGAUCCAGAGGGUUUGCUUUUGUUACUUAUACAUCUGCUGAAGAAGCAUCUAGUGCCCUGAGUGCCUUGGAUGGCCAGGAUCUCCAUGGGAGACGUAUAAGGGUGAACUACGCCACAGAAAAGCGCCCUGGAGGAUUUGGGCGUGGUUCUGGUAGUGGAGGUGGAUUUAACUAUGGUGGGGGAGCUGGAGGUUACGCAUCUGCCAAUUAUGGAGGUGGUGGUAACUAUGGUACCAACAACAGUUACCCUGCAGGUGGUGGCAACUAUGGUGGGGAUGUUGAACAAGGUAGUUUUGGGGCUGGAUAUGGUGGUGGGAGUAGCGGAAAUUACAAUGCUGGUGUUUCCGGUAUUAAUAAUCUCUUCAACAACUCUGAAUUUGGUGGGAGCCCUGGGACCUCGCACAAUGGUGGCGAAGAACAGCUUAGUGUAGACCAAGGGACUGAAUCUGUAAACAAUGAUUUUACACCGGACGCCGAAGGAAGCCUCAGAGAUGACAAUGAUGAGCCAAAUGACUAUGCCAACUCAAGGGGUUGAUAAUAUGUCCUUCCAUGCUAGUCAAGAACUUUGGCUUCGAUGAGUACAUGUUCACAACAUGUGUUGAGGCAAAGAGUAUAUUUUAUUUCCACCAGAAUUGCUACUGACUGCAUGCUUCAUCUACUAUUAACUUGUUUCAUAAUUUCUUCUCUCUUUUGAAAGUGUGUUUAAUUUCAUGGAGUUCUCCAAGUACUGAUUUUGUGUAUUGUACAGUGCUGAAUCUUUUGCUAUUCGUUCCUUUCUUUAAGGCGCUUGUGAUUAACUUUCUUGA
Molecule: messenger RNA, 1229 nt
Organism: Solanum dulcamara
Lineage: Eukaryota; Viridiplantae; Streptophyta; Magnoliopsida; Solanales; Solanaceae
Product: glycine-rich RNA-binding protein 4, mitochondrial-like
Exons: 5
Coding region: 191-958 (255 amino acids)
Molecular function (GO): RNA binding
Source: RefSeq, a predicted model, not a curated record